GAUGCCUCCUUGACGGACAUUAACUCCUUCAGCCCUAUGAUGCCAACGUCGCCUUUAUCAAUGAUCAACCAAAUCAAGUUUGAAGAUGAGUCAGACCUGAAGGAUCUCUUCAUUACCGUCGAUGAACCUGAGAGCCAUGUCACUACAAUUGAAACGUUCAUUACUUACAGAAUCAUUACCAAGACGUCUCGUGGGGAGUUCGACUCUAGUGAAUUUGAAGUUAGGAGGCGUUAUCAAGACUUCCUUUGGUUGAAGGGCAAACUUGAAGAAGCACACCCCACUCUCAUUAUUCCACCAUUACCGGAAAAGUUUAUAGUGAAAGGAAUGGUGGAGCGUUUCAACGAUGACUUCAUCGAGACCCGCAGGAAGGCAUUACAUAAAUUUUUGAACAGAAUUGCUGAUCAUCCCACUUUAACAUUUAAUGAAGACUUCAAGGUUUUUCUCACUGCACAAGCUUGGGAGCUCUCCUCUCACAAGAAGCAAGGACCCGGGCUGCUGAGCAGGAUGGGGCAGACAGUCAGAGCCGUGGCGUCCUCCUUGAGAGGGGUGAAAAACCGCCCAGAGGAUUUCAUGGAAAUGAAUCACUUCAUUGAAAUAUUUAGCCAGAAGAUUAAUUUAAUAGAUAAAAUAUCUCAGAGGAUUUACAAAGAAGAAAGGGAAUACUUUGAUGAAAUGAAGGAAUACGGCCCAAUUCAUGUUCUGUGGUCUGCGUCAGAGGAAGAUCUGGCGGACCCUCUGAAAGGCAUUGCCAGCUGUAUUGAGGAGUGCUGUACGGCCAUUGAAAAGCGGAUGUCCGGUCUCUCCGAGGCCGUGCUUCCGGUCAUGCAUGAGUACGUGCUUUACGGUGAUGUGUUAAUGGGUGUUAUGAAAAGAAGAGACCAAAUACAAGCAGAACUGGAUUCCAGAGUUGAAGCUUUGACCUACAGAAAGGCAGACGCUGAUCUGCUUACAGAAGAGAUUGGAAAACUUGAAGACAAAGUGGAAUGUGCCAAUAAUGCCCUGAGAGCAGACUGGGAAAGAUGGAAACAAAAUAUGCAGAGUGAUAUCAAGUCCGCCUUCGCAGACAUGGCUGAGGAGAACGUCCACUACUACGAACAGUGCCUUGCUACGUGGGAAUCAUUCCUUACAUCACAGACUGACCUUCACUUGGAAGAAGACUCUGAGGAUAGACUUUAACCCCACUGAGGACUUCUGUUUGAUGCUUGGGAGACAGCACCUUCGAACCAAAGUUACUCUUUUUGGAUCAGCUGUGCCCUUUGUAAAGUGUAUGGAAAACAUUUCACACUAUCUGGAAAACCAACAACUUGAAAACUCAGGUAUUCCAGGUCCUUGAUAUGAAUUUGGAGAUAUAUCCAUCAAUCUAUGUAGAUCUAUUCUAUGAUAUAUAUUAAUAUAGAUAUAUACGUCUAUUAUAUUAUACAGAUAGAUAUAUGUAUCUAUAUUGAUAAAGAUUUAGCUUAACCUUAAUUAUGUUCUUAAAUUUAUGUGCCAAUAAUUACAUAAAGAUUUUUUUCUUAAAUAUAUGAUUGUGGAACAUGAGAUUUUAAAUAUGUUAUAAAGACUCAGUUUUAAUAAAAAAAUU
This is a messenger RNA of Chinchilla lanigera (long-tailed chinchilla), 1582 nucleotides long. RefSeq names its product sorting nexin 7 (gene Snx7). Lineage: Eukaryota; Metazoa; Chordata; Mammalia; Rodentia; Chinchillidae. Gene Ontology annotation, molecular function: phosphatidylinositol binding. The record is from RefSeq and is a predicted model, not a curated record.